This is a messenger RNA of Alligator sinensis (Chinese alligator), 1317 nucleotides long. RefSeq lists its product as uncharacterized. Bases 474 to 1088 code for a protein of 204 amino acids. NCBI's taxonomy places the organism in Eukaryota, Metazoa, Chordata, Crocodylia, Alligatoridae. The transcript is spliced from 3 exons. The record is from RefSeq and is a predicted model, not a curated record.
CAGGGUGGAAAGAAAUGGAGCUCCGGAGUUGUUCAGCAGUGGACCGCAUUGCUGCAAACAUAGUACAAAAUAAAGAAAGAAAGAAAUAAAGAGUUUUCUUCCUCUUCCUCCAAACCAAACCUCCACAGUCACUUUAAUCAACAAGGGAAGAAAUCAAGAAUGAACAAAUAAGCGCACAUUGCAAAGCCUCCCAGAAACCUAUGGGCAAGCAAUAGCAAAAUAACACAUUUUUGCUUCUACAGGUUGGUUUUAUCAUGAAUCACGGCAACUCUAUCUCUGUUUCAGCAGCAGCCUCAAGUUGAGUAGGAAUGGGUGCAAAAGUUUGAAGGGGCAAUAAAACUAACCCGUCCAAAUUCUUUCAAGGCUAGUGGGAGAGGGAGCAUAUUUCUUUACAGGACCGAAGCAUUGCAAAUAGUGAAGAGGAAGCGUUCUCAUGUGCGGCAGUUCAGGAUGGCCGGCCUGGUUGAAACGGGAUGAAUGAAUGGAAGCGUCAAGGGAAUGAAUUCCAGGAGAGUCAGAAGCUGAGGCAAAACCUGAUCAUUGCUGCCAUGAGCGUUUUCUUGGUGAUGUCACUCCUGCUUAUUCUGGGCUGCAGUUUCAUUCACUACAAACUGGUGACAAAGGACGACACGGCCGUAAAGGAAGAAGUGAAGUCUGUUGCCAUCAAGACUCACUCACACCGCAUUGAAACGAGGAUUGUCCUGUCUCCUUCCCAGGUCAUGCAAUUAGCUGCUUCCCAACAGCAGAUGAUGCCCGUCUACAAACAUUCUGGUCAUGUGCUGCCACGACCAGGCUCCAAUCAGUCUGGGGUCAGCUUCAAGUACAUCGACUGUGGCAUUGCCCCCUCCGCACCCAGAAGCCACACUCCAGAAAGCUUUCUAUCGACUCUCUCCAAGUCAGGAAGUCCUUACUCUCUGGAUCAGCACAAUUUCUUCGACAUGUUCUCAAGGAGCUCUUCUAGGGAGUCUACAGACAUCUUUGGGUACCGACAUGAAGAUGGAGAAGGAAGCAGUGAUUCUGGAACCACAGUUUAUUGUCCCAUUCACAGCAAUGGGACAGCUGAUCUAGGUUCUUUGAACAAAUAUUAAUCAUGCAGAAGAGUGAUUAUGACAUGAUACUGCUUUGUGUACAUUUUACCAUUUUACUUGUAAUGAAAAAAAUAUUUAAUGGGGGGGAAAAUUUGCAACAUUGAUUAUGUCCAGGCUUUGUCUGACAGGAAAGCCCCACAAAGAGAUGGUUCCAGCAGCAUGUUCUACCUUUCAAUGAAGGCGGUGUCCUUUGGAAGUGACUUUUCUUCGGCCUUUUCCCUAUCAUGCU